Molecule: messenger RNA, 5807 nt
Organism: Populus nigra (black poplar)
Lineage: Eukaryota; Viridiplantae; Streptophyta; Magnoliopsida; Malpighiales; Salicaceae
Product: LEAF RUST 10 DISEASE-RESISTANCE LOCUS RECEPTOR-LIKE PROTEIN KINASE-like 2.1
Exons: 4
Coding region: 2750-4750 (666 amino acids)
Biological process (GO): protein phosphorylation
Molecular function (GO): ATP binding; protein kinase activity; polysaccharide binding
Source: RefSeq, a predicted model, not a curated record
CCUCAACUUCUCCUCGAAUCAGUUCAUGAUCAACUCCAGUCACUUGUUGAUGCUUCACAUACCUUAGUUCCGUUCCUGUUUUGUUAUUUUAAUUUUAUUUUAAUUAGACUUGGACAGAAGUAAACAUCAAUAUGAUGAUGAUCUCUUAGAGAACCCACUUGAAUAGUCGACUAUUAGGGAUGCUCAAACUGCAGAACUAGACCACGGGAAUAAGGGACAGCUUUCUGGUUAGGAAACGGUCACACCAUAGUUAAAUUGAUGCCCAUGGUGUCUUAUCGUAUAUACAACUAGUCGUAGGAAAUCUUGAUGGCAUGUUCUGCAGAUUUUUUGAACUGACAGAGAAAAUUAUAUGUGAUUUUUGUCAACUAAUUGAUCAUAGCUAAGAAUUUAACUUGUCUGCUUUAAGAAUUGCCUAAAUUAUUUAUUCAGUCCUCGUUUUCUUAGAAAAAUAAUUAGUAGUCAAUCUGAUUAAAAAAACAAUAUUAUAUCCCUCUGUUUUCAUUUCCAUGAUAUUUUAAUAUCUUCCCUGAGUGUUUGUUAAUUAAGUGACAACUUGUCACCAAUUUAACUUUUUUUUCCCUACAAAAUAUCCCCUUUUGAAUUAAAAUAAUUUUAUAAGCCUCGAUUUGAUAUUGAUCUUCUUAAGAUCUAGAUCGUGCUCAUGCCAAUUCUCCUAUUAACUUGAAAGGAAAUUGUUUGGGGUUUUUUUCUUAAAAAAUGAAAAAUAACAUCUUUUUUUAAAAAAACUGAAUUCUCCUAUUAACUUGGUCUUAGGUUAAGCCUCAAGUAAGCGAUUAUAAAAUUGACGGCCGAGCAAAGAUUAUAACUAUGAAUUUUUCCAUUUUUAACAUGCAUGUGAUUGUUGCGUCUUGGAGCUGUUCAUAUUCCUUGACGGCUGGACCGGCAAAGUACCAAACAAAAACAUACAAUAACGAAGGAUUUGUAAAAGAAAUGUCCGAGACUCUCUGGCAUAUUUUUACCUUAGCUUGCAUGGAUAUUCAGGGGAGAUGAGAUGGUGAUUUAAGAAGGAUCUCAUCUGACAAACAACCUAAACCCCGAAGAAAUAAUUAAUUAUUCGAUUGGAAUUAGCAAAUCUAAUCAACAUAAUAGAAAUUACAGGGAGCAUUUGAUAAUUAAAAUAUGGGGAAAAUAAGGUAGGAAAACACCAGGAAAUUCACAAGGUGAUGCAGAAAUGGAGUCCAAAUCAGAGACUUGGUCUUUCUGCAGAUGUCAUUUUCUUCUUUGUUCUUUUUCCUGGAAUAAUCUAUCAACUGAAACUUCAAAUUCCCACCUCUGUUUUCGUCUGAUUUGACUGUAGGUGGCAUCUAUGAAAUUAAUUUUAAAUAAUUCACACGUUUACUCUAGGAAUUUAAACAUAGGGCACCGUAACAUCACAAAAUUCUUUCUCCUUGAUUCGUCAUCAUACCAUAUAAACUUAAUCGGCCAAAAUAAUAGAACAAAGGAUAUCAAUAUAAGGUUACAGACUUACAGUAACUCAUAUUAUUUACAAUAAAUUAUAUUUAAUUUUUAUAAUGUGAAAGUAGUGAUGUGUUUAUGACUCUUUUUUUAUAUAUAGAUUUUCAUUUAAUAAAUUCAUACUUGGAGCAACAAUUAGGAUCUUAAAAACUAAAUAAUCUAAAGAUAUAUCAUGAAAUUAAAAUAAUAAAAUAAUAUAUAGACAUCCACACAUAUAAAGGCUUGUAGCUGCCAUGAAAACAGGAAUAGGCAUCUCUUCUUCCUUUUUAGCGCGUGACCCAGCGAGGAUUAAAGUAUGAAAUGAUUUGGUGUAUAAGGGUCUACUAAAAUAGCUAUGAAAUCGCUCGUGUCAAGUGGCCACAUCACCUUCCAAUUUAAGCCAAACUCAAUAGUCAGCUCUUAAAAUUCUUGACGAAGCCUCUUUUCGGUAUUUUAUGAGUUCCGUAAACACGAUUUUCUUAUUCUAAUAUUAUAUAUUAAAAAAUCAUUUCAAUCUCAAAGUAAAAUUUUAGAUUAUAAUUUAUAUUGUUAUUUAACAAUAAAAAACUUAGAACAGGUUAUUUUUUCUAUUAAAAUUUCAACAUUAUUAAUACUUGUUAGGACAAAUUUUUUUUAGGAUGUUUGGAAAUAUAAUAAAUAUUUUUUUAAAGUGUUUUUUUAAAUAUUUAAAAAAAUUUUAAACAUAAAAAACUUAGAACAGGUUAUUUAUUCUAUCAAAAGUUCAACAUCAUUAAUACUUGUAGGACAAAUUUUUGUAAGGAUGUUUGGAAAUAUAAUAAAUAUUAUUUUUUAAAGUAUUUUUGUAUUUAAAAAUAUUUAAAAUAAUUUGAAAAAUUAAUUUUAAAUAAAAAUAAAUAAAUUUUAACCAACUUUUUGUACCGCAAUCCCAAAUGUACCUUUCUAGUAUUCAGAGACCAAUGUUUACGUUGGCCGUAGCACAAUAAGUAUAAAGCCAUACAUUUAAGACAUGAAACAUGAAAAUUUUAACAAGAACACAGAAUUUGACUAUCAGGAUUCAAAAUACACAUUAUCUUGCUGACAAAAUGACCUGCCUUCUUGUUCGGCCACCUGAAUUUACGUUGAUGCCACUCUCACCAUUCUAAUGGAAGCUUCUCUUUGACAAAAUCCCCUUUGGUCAAAUAAGUACUACCAAUUCUAUUGUAUUGAUCGAUUAAAUAACUCCCACCUAUGUGUUUCUUCCUCUUAACUCAAUACUUGAACAACGUUUCCUGUCAAUCCCUCUGCAAAAACACGAUCGCUACUCCUUCAGGCCAUGUCUUGGCUUAUCCUACUCCUAACCAUAGCCUUGGUCUGUGGUUCAGCACCUGUGUUUGCUGAUGAUGAUGAGCGAUAUCUGAACUGCAUGAAGUCAUUUGAUUGCGGAAAUAUUAAGGGUGUUGGUUAUCCUUUCUCUGGAUCCGAUAGGCCUGAUUACUGUGGCUAUCCCGGGUUUGAGCUCGGUUGCAGCAACCAAGAUCCGGAGAUCACAAUCAUGCAAUUGAGUUACAAGCUCCUUGGCAUCAAUAGCCAGUCGCGGACUCUCAAUGUUUCUAGAACAGAUUACACAAAAAAUCUCUGUCCUACUCUCCUUUCCAACACCUCUUUGAAUCCAAAUCUCUUGAGUUCCACUUCAGAUCAUGCUGAGGUAACACUAUACUAUGGUUGCCCUAGUCCAAGCCCACCAGCGUUAUCAUCUCAGUUUACUUGCAACAUUAACGACACUGUUAUGGUGGGAAACUUUAUAACAGUCAACUACUCUGUCCUUAGUAUUACUGAUCCCAGCUUAAUCAGCUACCUGACAACAUGCAACAAUAGUGUUAAAUUUCCUGCCCAUCAGUCAGCUAUUGUGCCAAUUCUAGUCAGUUCAAAUGUAUCACAGUUUCUUGAAGCUAUUAAUCAAGGUUUUGAGUUGGAGUGGAGUGCAAAUGAUUCAUUAUGUGAUACAUGUGAAUCUUCUGGUGGUCAGUGUGGGUACAACAAGACCACUACAGCAUUCACUUGUUACUGUGCGGAUCAACCUCAAGAUUUUGAAUGCUCAUCAUCACCACAGGCACCUAGUCAAUCAACAAAAUCUUCUUGGAGUCGUGGGCAGCUACAUAUUGCUGUAGGCAUAUCAGCAGCUGUGGCAGCGAUAAUAACGUUUUCCAUAAUUACAAUAUGUCUCACUAGAAGAAAAGGUUCAUUUAGUGCCGUCAUAGCAAAGAUCUUCAGGCCGAAGAAUUCGCAGCAUGCUGACAGUGUUGAAACAUUUAUGAUGGACUACCAUUCUCUUACUCCCAAGCGUUAUUCAUAUUCAGAUAUCAAGAAAAUGACCAGCUCAUUCGUCAAUAUACUAGGUCAGGGGGGGUUUGGUUAUGUAUACAGAGGAAAGUUACUAGACGACGGUCGUCUCGUGGCUGUAAAAGUUCUAAAAGAGUCCAAAGGUGAUGGAGAAGAGUUCAUGAAUGAAGUUGCAAGCAUCAGUAGAACUUCCCACGUUAAUGUAGUUACCCUUUUGGGUUUCUGCUACGAGAGGAAUAAAAGAGCUUUGAUUUAUGAAUUCAUGCCCAAUGGAUCUUUAGAUAGCUUUAUAUCUGAUAAAGGAACCCCACUUACAAACUGUCGUUUAGAAUGGAAAAAAUUAUAUGAAAUUGCAGUUGGUAUUGCUAGAGGUCUGGAGUACUUGCAUAGAGGUUGUAACACUCGGAUUGUGCAUUUUGACAUAAAACCUCACAACAUUCUUCUUGAUGACGAAUUUUGUCCAAAGAUCUCAGAUUUUGGUCUCGCGAAGCUAUGCCAGAGCAAAGUAAGUAAGAUUUCGAUGAUAGGUGCAAGAGGGACUGUUGGUUACAUAGCACCUGAAGUAUUCUGCAGAUCUUUUGGAGGAGUAACUUACAAGUCUGAUGUGUAUAGUUAUGGAAUGAUGGUUCUUGAAAUGGUCGGACAAAGGAAAGACUUUGAUAUCGGAUCGUUGGAAACGAACGAGAUGUAUUUCCCGAAUUGGUUUUAUAUGUAUCUUGAACCAGGAAAGAUUUCAACACUUCAUGGAGGUACAACGGAAGAGGAAGAAGAGAUUGUUGAAAAGAUGAUCUUAGUGGGUUUGUGGUGCAUCCAAACCAUUCCAUCACAUAGACCAUCAAUGACAAAGGUGGUAGAGAUGUUUGAAGGCAGUCUUCAGUCUUUGCAAAUUCCACCGAGACCUUCCUUUUCUUCUCCUAGAAGAUCCGCUCAAGAGCACUCUUCCAUUGUAUCAUCACUGCCUUGCGUGUCAUCGCAGGGAGAUGAGCUGAAUUAAAAUGGAAUCGUCUAUGUUCGAAACUAUACCAACGUAAAUCUUCUACUCUUCAUCAAUAAGUUUCCUGUAGUCAUUCUUGUGAAGAACCGAUACCAGUGUAUGUUUAUAGGGAGCACAGAGGGGAGGUCUUCAAAGGCUUGUGACGAUCUUUCUGCUGUGCCUAUUGGGGUCAGAAGUAGUCGUUCCACGAUGAAGUCAAUUUGAGCUUUCAGAACGCGUAACAACCAACCAAUCUUCCCAUGGUAACAUUAAUGCCAAUCUAAGCAGCUUCUUGGGAUGUGUAGAACUAGUGUUAUUUUCCCGGCAUUUCAACCAGCUGCUCCGCGUAUAGGCAGCAACACUACUGAAGCAGAUGUGAUCCAAGUGUUUAAUCAAGGUUUACUGUGCCCAACAUGAUAUCAAACUUUGCCAAAAAUCAUCAUCAUGUCUUUAUGGUUCUGUUCUUUUCUUUUUUUUUCGCGAAUGAGUGAUUUCAUUUAUCGAAGAUGAAAUGGCAGGAACCAAACCCUGCUUACAAGGUUUUAGGGAAAACGAAAACAAAAGGAAGGGAGGCUGUAAUAGCACAUUACAGAUAACCGUUCCUUUUCUCCUGCACCUGACAGUAAAAGAAAUAGGGUCAAGAAGCUUGCUGGUAGUAGAAUAUAAUUCAGUAUGACAUCUAGCUAGCCAAAUGAAGGGAGCUCUAAAUCAAGGUUUUGGGUUGGAGUGGAAGCACAUGAUAACUUUCUAGUGGUCAGUGUGGAGACAACCAGACUACUACACUUGUUAUUGCAAGGAUCAACCUGGACAAUUAAUUUUCUUGCCAAGAUUCUCCAGCUAAUGAUCAAUCCCCAAGUAUGUCCUCUUCCCUGAUAUUAUUUUUUGUGAAAAUUGUUAGAUAUUAGUUACAAUACUAGUGGAGGUCGGAAUCCUUUAUUAAAAAGAUUUGUGUUAAAUUUGUUUAUCACAAUCUUUGUUUUUAAUUAGAUAGUUAGAUUAGUAGAUAGAUUAGGAUAGUUAAAGGAUUAAUUUCGUUAUAAAUAUAAGGGUAAAUGUAGAAGGAGCAGCAGCUUAAACA